This is a messenger RNA of Galeopterus variegatus (Sunda flying lemur), 1556 nucleotides long. It is a transcript of the gene FBXL6, whose product is annotated as F-box and leucine-rich repeat protein 6. The coding region runs from base 1 to 1464 and encodes 487 amino acids. The transcript is spliced from 9 exons. The record is from RefSeq and is a predicted model, not a curated record. Gene Ontology annotation, biological process: SCF-dependent proteasomal ubiquitin-dependent protein catabolic process. Gene Ontology annotation, molecular function: protein binding. Gene Ontology annotation, cellular component: SCF ubiquitin ligase complex. NCBI's taxonomy places the organism in Eukaryota, Metazoa, Chordata, Mammalia, Dermoptera, Cynocephalidae.
AUGCUGCUGGUGCUGCCCGGCCCGGGGCCCGCCCGCGCCCGCGUGCAAAGGCGCGCCACCCGCCGCGCUCCGCGGCAGCCGCCCCCGGGACCGUGCGGCGUAGCCGCCAAGCCCAAGGCCAGGCCCAGACCCGACCCGGAACCCGCGCCCGAGCAGGAGCCCGACGCGGGCUGGGGUGACCGCAUACCCUUGGAAAUCCUGGUACAGAUUUUCGGGCUGCUGGUGGCGGCCGAGGGUCCCACGCCCUUUCUCGGCAGGGCUGCACGUGUAUGCCGCCGGUGGCACGAGGCUGCCUCCCAACCUGCGCUCUGGCACACUGUGACCUUGUCGCCCCCUCUGGCUGGCCGUCCUGCCAAAGGUGGGGUCAAGGCGGAGAAGAAGCUCCUUGCUUCCCUGGAGCAGCUUAUGCCCAAUCGGUUUUCACAGCUCCAGAGGCUGACCCUCAUCCACUGGAAGUCUCAGGUACACCCCGUGUUGAAGCUGGUUAGUGAGUCCUGUCCUCGGCUUACCUUCCUCAAGCUUUCAGACUGCCACAGUGUGACCACUGACACUCUGCUCAUGCUAGCCAAAUCCUGCUGCCAGCUCCACAGCCUGGACCUACAGCACUCCAUGGUGGAGUCCACAGCUGUGGUGAGCUUUUUGGAAGAGGCAGGGCCCCGAAUGCGCAAGCUGUGGCUGACCUACAGCUCCCAGACAACAGCCAUCUUGGGCGCGCUGCUGGGCAGCUGCUGCCCCCAGCUCCAGGUCCUAGAGGUGAGCACUGGCAUCACCCGCAACAGCACUCCCCUCCAGCUACCCGUAGAGGCUCUGCAGAAAGGCUGCCCGCAGCUACAGGUGCUGCGGCUGCUGAACCUGAUGUGGCUACCCAAGCCUUCUGGGAGAGGGGUAGCUCCCGGACCAGGCUUCCCCAGCCUUGAGGAGCUCUGCCUCGCCAGCUCCACCUGCAACUUUGUGAGCAACGAGGUCCUGGUUCGCCUGCUCCACGGCUCCCCCAACCUGCGCCUGCUGGAUCUUCGUGGCUGUGCCCGUAUCACGCCUGCUGGCCUACAUGAUCUGCCAUGUCAGGAGCUAGAGCAGCUUCACCUGGGCCUGUACGGCGUGUCAGACCGGCUGACUCUUGCCAAGGAGGGCAGCCCCCUGUUGACACAGAAGUGGUACCACACCCUGCGGGAACUGGAUUUGAGUGGCCAGGGCUUCAGCGAGAAGGACUUGGAGCAGGCCCUAGCUGCUUUCUCAGGCACCCCUGGGGCCUCACACCCGGCCCUGUGCUCCCUCAACCUCAGGGGUACCCGGGUCACACCAAGCACAGUCAGCUCUGUGAUCAGCAGCUGCCCAGGCCUGCUGUACCUCAACCUGGAGUCUUGCCGCUGUCUUCCCAGAGGCCUGAAGCGGGCCCACCGGGGCCUGGAGGAAGUCCAGUGGUGUCUGGAGCAGCUGCUUACCAGCCCUGCCUCCCCCAGCUAGACCCCAAAAGCCUCAGCCAGCCAGCCCCACUCUGCACCCUUUCCCAGUUUCUGAUGUUUGAGCAUUUUGUUACAAUAAAACGUUCUUAGAAA